Molecule: messenger RNA, 1125 nt
Organism: Drosophila navojoa
Lineage: Eukaryota; Metazoa; Arthropoda; Insecta; Diptera; Drosophilidae
Gene: Gpb5
Product: Glycoprotein hormone beta 5
Biological process (GO): G protein-coupled receptor signaling pathway
Cellular component (GO): cytoplasm; extracellular region
Molecular function (GO): hormone activity
Source: RefSeq, a predicted model, not a curated record
GAGAAUUAAACAGAACGCAGCCGACUGCGACGCAAGCAGCACGCAUACAACAGCAACUCCAGCCAAGCAAAUAAGAGAAAGCUUUGAAAUGCUUGCAGUGUUACUACCGUUGAUUUUAUUGGCCUCGCCUUGGUUGCGUGUGGGCGAUGCCCAAUUGGUUGAUCUGCAGCCAGUUUACACUGGACCCACAAUCGCGCCACUCGGUUGCCAUCGACGCUUGUACACGUACCGCGUGACACAGUCGGAUUUGCAGGGACGCGAAUGCUGGGAUUUCGUGAGCGUCUGGAGCUGUUGGGGUCGCUGCGAUUCCAGUGAGAUAUCCGAUUGGAAAUUCCCCUACAAGCGCUCCUUCCAUCCGGUCUGUGUGCAUGCGCAACGCCAGCCAUCUGUGGCCACGCUGAAAAACUGUCAUCCCGAGGCAGACGACAGCAUACGUAAAUACAAAUAUAUGGAGGCCGUAAAUUGUCAUUGCCAGACCUGCUCCACGGAGGACACCAGCUGCGAGGCGCCAGCCAACAAUGAUGUGGACGAACGCAAAAGUGCUAAGGUUUUAGCCUUAACUAAUGAUGACUCUGGUGCACUCGACUACUAAACGAUCGUAGAUAACAAUGCGUAAUAAUAGUAGUAGUAGAACACUUUAGUUGUAGUACAGUGUCUUGGCGCAUUUAUUAUAAUAUAAUAAAGCUUUUCAUUUAAUGGCAAAUUGCAUUUAAAGCAUACCACUUUAUUAGCUCGAUUUGAUUUACAUGAUUUUUUUUGGUUAUCUGCAACAAGAAUUUUGGUGUGCCAAAUGUCGAUUUUAACAUUUAAACUAAAAAGAAAAUUCUUACGUGUCCAGAUAAAUCUAAAUAUAUAUAUACGUAUAUAUAUAUAUACAUCUAUAAUGUGUGUGUGUGUAUUUUUUUUUAAUAUAAAACAAAACUAUAUAUUUGACGGUUAAGCGCUGCGAAGCGAUUCCUACACAAGCACUCAUGUGUACACAUUUCUGCCAUAAGCCACAGUUAGGUUGGCAGCUAUAGCUAUUCACUUUUACUAAGGACUACGCCGCCGUCGCACCUACAGGAAUUUUGGAUUUGAGUUUGUGUUGUUGCUCUCUUGCGCCAACAGGUAUAAGCAAUAGAGCGA